AUGCUUGGUACGCCAUCAUUAGGUCCAACAUCAAUACCUCGAGCACCAGAAGACGAAGAUUCUCGAAAUGUCAUUGAUCGUUUGGCAGAAUUUGUGGCUAAAAAUGGAAUGGAAUUUGAGGAACGUACAAGAGCUAAACAGUAUGGUGAUCCACGUUUUGCUUUUUUGUAUGGUGGUGAAUUUGCGGAUUAUUAUCGUUUCCGGGUGAUGCAGGAAAUUCAGAAGUUAAAUGAUGGAAAUCCGACUGCAGGUUUAGUUCCUCCGCCAGCUAUACAUGUACCACAAUUUGACGCAAAUGCAGCUUUGGCUCAAAUUGCAACUUUCAAUCAACAGAUUGCAGAUAGUGAAGCGAACUUAAGAGCCCAGUUUGACUCCAUCGAAUUGCAGAAAGAGGCUCAGCUUGCUACAGCAAUUGAAAAAGCUGAAGCAGACAAAAUAGCAUCUAUAUGUGAGCAGGUUGCUCUUGAUGUUGAUCCUCUUUCGAAAAUGCUCGAUCAGCUUAGUGGUCACUGCAGUAAAGAUGUCAUCUCGAACAGCAAAAAAUGGAUAUUUGAGAAAUGUACAACCGAUCGGUUGCGUGAGGCUAUACUGAUGUAUCUACUUUAUCGAGUGAAGGAGCCACGUGCUACUGAACAAUUCAAACUUCACAUUUUAUAUUUAAUAAACGAUUGGGCCCACCAUUGUCAACGUAAAAAGUUGGAUGCAAUCCGACAAAUGCUUUCGCGAUAUGUGCCACAACUCUAUGCUUUCACAGCUCAGGGUGUUAAAGAAGCGAUUGUGAAUGAAAAGCUUGAAAAAUUGGUUGGCGUUUGGGAAGGCCAUAAAUAUUUUGAUGAUGGUUGUUAUAAACAACUGCGAAAUCCACUACUGUUGUAUCAAAACUGGAAAAAUGCACAACAAGCGGAAUAUGCCAAGAAAGCGGCAGAAAUUCAUGCACAAUUAUUGGCAACUUAUAAAGGUUACGAGCAACAGCAUCAAGAAUUUGCAUUACAUUGUAGGACGCAGAUUGCUUUGCUUCAGCAACAGAUUGAAGCCGAAAGGAUAAAACAAAGUAUGCCUUUAUCUGCAUCAGGACCCGCAAUGCCGCCGUUGCCACCUGCAGCAGCACCUGAAGGACCAUCACCAUUGAAUCGCCGUGAACGUCGGUCACGUUUUGACCAGAAGAUUGCAGGACCACCGCCAACACAAAAUAAUUUUGCCAAUAUACCACCAGAAAAUGAUUAUGGUCGCUUUUUCACUGCUCCGCCGCCACAUACGAACGUUCCAUCACCUAAGGAUAUAUAUCAUGCUCGACCUGAUGAAGAUGAUCCAUCAUAUGUUAUUUAUGAUGAAGACGAAUUCAACAGUGGUUUACAGAAUAAAAAUCGCAAAAAUGAGAAUGAAGUUCAAGCAGCUCGCACACCAUUUCGUGGACCUUCACAACCUGUCGUUUUUGGACCUCCACCGCAAAAUGUGUUUGAUGAUGCUGCUUUAAUUCCAAGCGUUCCUUAUUAUGAGUUACCUGCAGGCAUGAUGAUGCCACUGAUUGAAAUGGAAGAUGUACUGUACAAACCUGUCAUAGUAUCAAAAUUGCGUCUUCCGCCUCCAAUUCCACCUACUGAGCGGUUACUGCGUGCCAUGGAUGCUUUUUAUGCUCCACAGAGCUUGGAAAAUCAAAGAGACACAGAUGGCUGGGAACGCAACGGUUUACUCGAAUAUUAUUCGAAGAAAAAUGAAAUAAAGAAAAAAGUGGAAGAGCAACUGAAAGAAGAGGGAAAAACAUUAGAAGAUGCAAUUGAAAAUGUCUAUAUCGAGGAAACUAAUGAGGAAAAAGAUGAAAAACGGAAUUACAGACGUUCUUCAUCAAGAAGCCAUCAUCGAUCAAGUUCUUCGGACUCAUCAUCCAGUCGGUCGAGCACUUAUUCAAGUGAUAGAUCGAGGAGACGAUCAAGAAGUAGUCAUUCAAGUGCAAGCUUUAGCUCUCGAUCUCGAUCUCGGUCUCGGUCCUUGUCACGUUCGGACUCAAGGCGUCGUCGUAGCAGGUCUCGAUCAGAUUCAUCGAGACGACGAAGGCGUUCUGAUUCACGAAGUGCUUCUCCUGAUAUACGACCAUCAUUUGGAAAUCCGAAGCAAAAUCACAGUCGAAGUCCUACUCCAAAAUUCAUUCCACCAUCUGGACCUCCACCACGAUUAAGUUCUGCGAACAAAGGUGCACAGUUGUUAGCGAAAAUGGGUUGGCAAGGUGGUGGUUUAGGUGCCGAUAGACAGGGCAUUGAGGAACCGAUAUCUGGUGGUGAAAUCCGGGAUGCUGUGGACCAGUUUCGUGGUGUUGGCUCAAAACCAGAUAUGUACGAGGAAUAUCGGAAGCAAAUGAGUGGAUAUCACAAAAGUCGAAAUAAGCGGGGUUUUGAUUAG
This is a messenger RNA of Brugia malayi, 2394 nucleotides long. Its product is annotated as G-patch domain containing protein. The transcript is spliced from 16 exons. Lineage: Eukaryota; Metazoa; Nematoda; Chromadorea; Rhabditida; Onchocercidae. Gene Ontology annotation, cellular component: perinuclear region of cytoplasm. The record is from RefSeq and is a predicted model, not a curated record. Gene Ontology annotation, biological process: RNA processing; intracellular calcium ion homeostasis. Gene Ontology annotation, molecular function: RNA binding. The coding region runs from base 1 to 2394 and encodes 797 amino acids.